Lymnaea stagnalis (great pond snail) is the source of this 7445-nucleotide messenger RNA. The record is from the annotation of a GenBank genome assembly. Lineage: Eukaryota; Metazoa; Mollusca; Gastropoda; Lymnaeidae.
AUCCUGGCGGCAGAGAGCAGACUGACAGCAAGUAGAAUUCGUUGAUAGGAAGGAAGCUGUCCCUGCUAUUUCGCCGAAAGAAACAUUGCGUGUGGCGCUUUUCACCUGACUUCAGUGACGUAACGAAUUCUUCUAAUCAAAGUGAGUACCAGGUACAUUCUUGACACUGAACACAAACCAGCCUUACAAACAUUCAACAAACUUGCUACAUAAGAUAAAUGCUACACACUUAUUCAAGUCGGCAUCCAACGGCUCUUUGAAUGAAUAAUCGUAAAGCCGUUUAAACUUACAUAAAAACAAAACCUAGGUACUUAAAUGUCUCUGCUUGCUCUGUACUGAGAUUAUCUCUUGUGAGAUCUGCUGCAAUAGGCAAUAGGGUGAUCUCCCCUCCAGAAAUCGACAGUUUUUGUGUGUGCUUUAUUUUUUAUUUAAAAAAGAAAAGUUUUUUGAGACAUUUAUUUACUGGAACAAAAAAAAAUAAUCGCAUCAACUGAAAAAGCUUGCAACUAAGUAGCCCGUAUAAGCUUUCCCCUUCAGACAUUAAGCCUAAAAUUGUGGUAUCAUCAGAAAAUUUAAAGACUGGAACUUUGAGCUUGGAACCAUGUUGCUUAGGGCUGUGGAUAGCCUUGGCCUCAAGUGGAGACAGGGCAGGGGAGAGAACGCAACCUUUUGUACCCCGGUAGUGAUUUCACGAGUUACUGAUCUCGGUCAGGUCAUUCACCUUGACCUAUUGUUAGUGAUUAGUUAAAAAGUUCAGCAUCCACGCUGGAAUGUUUGAUGUGACAUCCACCGAAGACAGCUGUUUAAUCAUAAGCUGUGCUUGGAUGCACGUAUGAUAUGUCAUAAAUAGUCUUGAAAAAUCAGGAAUGAAGUAUAAGAAGCAAACUGUCACCCCAGGUAUCGUAUGAAUCUUUGUUCGCUCCUGUCUGUAAAAGGGGGGGGGGGCUCCAUAAAUAAAUAACCCAAUAAAAGGUUGCUGACCCCUGCGUGAUUAUAACUGGCCACAGCUUCACUCACACCUCCAUUACAGCUCCAGUCAUACUUGAAGAUCUAAGCAGAAAAGAUGUAUAACAACUUUUCAACAGGUUAUAUUAUAUUUUAACUAGGACAUUCGCGGAAGUCCCCCACAACAAUUACCCCAGCGCCACUACUCUAAUUAUCUCAGCUCUACUGUUACAUCACAGUGAUCCCAGCUUCACUAUUACAAUGAUCUCAGCUCUAGUACCACAAUUCCUUUAAUGUAAUUAUACCAGUAUCACUACUACAAUUAACUCAAAUUCCAAUACCCCCCCCCCCCCCCCCCCAAAAAAAAAAAAAAAAAAAUAAAAAAAAAAAAAAAAAUUUUUUUAAAAAAAAAAAAAAAAAAAAAAAAAAAAAAAAAAAAAAAAAAAUCCAAAACCCCCCCCCCCCCAAACCAAAAAUAAAUAAAAAUAAAUCAUAAUAAUAAUAAUAAUCUUUUUAUAAAAUAAAUAAAUAAAUGAAAAAUGAAAAAAAGCGAAUUCCACACAAGAUCUUGAAGACUUCAGUGGCAUGUUUAGUACCGGUAUCAGCAUUGUUUUCACUACGUGUCUAGCAGUCAAAAAAAACUUAAGAGUCUUACACAACCCUUUCGAUUGCAUUGUUGAUGAGCUGUCAAAGGAAAUUCAAAUGGAAGUUUCAAUCUGCAAAUCAAUGAUUUGGCGAAAGUCAGACACAACCAAGGAAAACGGAAAGACUUGUUUUUUUCAAACUGGUUUUUGUGUGAUCCAUUUAACAGUGGUUUUUUGGGGCAAUCCUUAUGCUAAUUUAAAAGUGGCUCUUGAGUGAUCCAUUUGCAAAAUUUUAAAAGUGGUUUUGGGAUGAUCCUUAUGCUAAUUUAAAAGUGGCUCUUGGAUGAUCCAUAUGAUACUUUUAAAAGUGGCUCUUGUAUACUCCAUUUGCUAAUUUAAAAAUGACUUUUGGGGGAUGACCCUUAUGCUAAUUUAAAAGUGGCUCUUGUGUGAUCCACGUGCUAAUUUUAAAAGCUUUCGCUCGUGAUUUUAAACAUUCCUUGGCACUAUCCACUUGUGUGAGGAGACAUUUCUAAGAAAUGAAACACGUGAAAUCAAGUAUCAGACUAGGCUUAUCUGAAAAGCACUUGUAAGCUCUGGUUGAAAUAAUAAUAUGGAGCACUGACUAUUAGCCGCAACUAAAUUUCUUGUCAGAGCAGAACAAUCUUAAUGCAUGUCACUUAGGUGAAAAGAUGAUUGUAGAAUUUCAAUGUGUUCCAAAUACUUAAUGUGAGUCUCCGUUAAAUUUAUGGAAUCUUUGUCAGAAAUCUGAAGAGCUCCGAUUUCUCUAUUCUCACUACAUUUCGACAUGGAAAUAAACGUGUGUCGCACAUUUCGUACAAAGUUAAUUUGGUUUAGAGAUUCUGAUCACAGAUAUAAGCCAGCUUGAUUUUAUGACAUAUCCAUCCAGCCCUCGUCCAAUAAAUAAAUAAAAAAUAAAAAAUUAAAAUAAUAAUCUCUGGUCCAAACCACUGAGGAAUAGUUCUGAUAACGACGAUUAUGUUAGGGCUACUAUUAGCACAAGGGAAGGGUGUGACCAUUAGCCAGAAAUGUCAUCCUGACCCUGCGGUUUGAAUAGAUCCUUAAAAGAAUGAUAAUCGUUCGUUUUUUGUUUCCAAACAUGUGUAAGCUGUUCUGAAAAAGUCGAUUCUGUAAUAAGGUCUACGAUACCAGAAGCUGUAUGCCACUGAUCAAGUCACCACCAUCAACAAAGUGGGGCAGGUCAAAGGUUGAGGAAUUCGUCAGUGUACAUGAUUAGUCAUGAAACUAACCUCGGUAGUGCAAUGUUAACCAAGCAUCAUUGCCUAUACUUUAACUUUUUAAAAACAUUAUAUCUUAUACAACAAUUAUAUCUUAUAAACAACUAUAUCCUGUACAAUAACUAUAUCUUAUACAACAAUAUAUAUAUAUAUAUAUAUAUUGUACAACAACUUUAUCUUAAGGAGCAACUAUAUCUUUUAAAACAACUAUAUCUUAUACAACAACUAUAUCUUAUAAAACAACUAUAUCUUACACAACAAUUAUAUCUUAUAUCACAACUAUCUCUUGUACAUAAUUAUAUCUUAUAAAACAACUAUAUCUAAUACAACAAAUAUCUCUCAUGUAACAACUAUUUCUUAUAACAACAACUAUAUCUUAAAUCACAACUUAAUCUUAUAUAACAGCUAUAUCUUAUACAACAAAUAUAUAUUGCACAACAACUAUAUCUUACACAACAACAAUAUCAUGUACAACAAAUAAUAUCUUAUACAACAAUUAUAUCUUAUAUAACAACGAAAUAGUGUACAACAAUUAUAUCUUAUAAAGCAAUUACCAGUACAUCAUAUGCAAAAAUUAUAACUUAUAGGAAUAUAACUUAUAAAAUAAUCAGACUUUCAUAAAACAUUAAAAUUUUAUAAAACAUCAGACUUUUAUAAAUCCAUCAGACUUUCAUAAAACAAUCAGACUUUUAUAAAACAAUCAUAAUGUAUUCAACAAUCAUAUCUGUUGAAACAACUAUAUCGUAUACAACAACAAUACAAACAGAAGAAUGCCCUCGUAGGUCUGUCUAGAACAGUAGUUCUUAAUCUGUUGGUCGUGAUCCCUGCUGGGGGGUCGAACGACUCUUACACAGUGGUCGCCUUACGCCUUAGACCACCGGAGAACACAAUGUAUAUUUAUGAAGAAGUUGCGGAAAUAAUUUUAUGGAUUGGGGGGUGACCACAACAUGAGGAACUGUAUUAAAAGGGGUCGCGGCGUUAGGAAGGUUGAGAACCACUGAUCUAGAGCAUGGAACAGCGUCCUCUUAAAAACUCACACUCAAUAUUUCAUCACGUCACUAUUUCUUCACAUCACUAUUUCUUCACUUCAUGAAGGAAACAGCAGAGCAAUGCUGUGUGGAGGCUUGACAUAGAAAGACAGGGCGAUACAGGAAGAACGUUUCUUGUAUUGUCCUGUCUUUUCUCUUGCAAGCGUCCACGUACUGUAUUCUGCCGUCUCCUUCACACAGCUUGAACGCAAUUCUUCAGUUCUUAUACAUCGAGGAAUGAGUUUUUUGUUGUUUUUUUAAAACAGUUUGUAGCGGAGUGAGUGAAUAAAAAGUAAAGCAUUCGAUUUAUGAGGGGAAAAAAAUGGAAUAUACAUGGCGUAGCUUGUUAGUUCAUAGAGAAUGUACGGUUUCAAAGAGUUGUCUGUCGGGUAACACAGCCAGUAAUGACCAGACACAAGCUAUUGGCGGUAAUGACAAAGGUUGCCGCUGGUCAAUUAGAAGACUACGUUUCAGUGUGCUGGUAGAAAACUAUGGCCAGAGAAGAUUACGGUCAGUGGUGGUCAGUCCAACGUAUUUCAAACAACAGUCUGGUUUUUGUUCUUGGUGCCAAAUAUAUUGUUUCUGUGUGUCAAAUGUCUCGUGUCUUCGUGCCAACUGUCUUGCGUCGUUGUGCAUCAAUUAUCCAAAUCAACCAAAGGCAGGGUCUCUAAGAUGUUAAAACCCACAAGAUGCCAAAGAACUUGAAAGUCGCAAACAUUUGACAAAACAACACCAACAUCUCAUUAUUUUGGUCUAACAUCCUCAGAUGCUGUCCUCCGUAGCCCUCAGAUAUCUCCUGGUCCUGUCCCUGGCGUUCUUGGCAGUUGUCACGUCCUCAAGAACCCAAUCCAGGUUCGCGUCGUAUGAGCUCAUGGGGACUGAGGGCACAGAAUGCGUCACCACUAAAACGAUUUCACAAAUAUGCUAUCAGGUGAGCGACUGUAGGCGCGGCGAAAAGAUCUUCACAAUUAUGCUAUCGGAUAGACUAUUGUAUGGAAGUCAAGCGAAUCAUGUUCUUAAAGUCGUGUGUCUGUCUGGAAGUCAGUGCCGGCUCAACGUACCGGCAACUCGGGCAGUUGGCCGCGGUACCGUGUGCUUAGGGCGCCAUCAACGAUUGCAUGUGGGCGCAAUGGAAGAAGAAUAGAAAGUGAAAAGAAAGAAUAGAAAUAAAAAGAUUUGCUAAUCUAAAGGCUAGUAAUAAAAUAUCAUCGGUAGGCUAAUUGUUCGUAUUGCCCACGGUAGGAUAAUUGUUCAUACUGCCCAUGGUAGGCUAAUUUUUCAUACUUUCCACGGUGGGAUAAUUUUUCAUACGGUCAAAAUACAAGUUAGACAAACAAUAUUAUUGUUCAAACGAAAAACCUAGGUAAUACAAGGUAAUAAACCCAUUAACUUUGAAAAACCUAGGUAAUACAAGGUAAUAAACCCAUUACCUAAUCCUUGGCGUUUUCCUUGCAAAUUAAAAAAAAAAUUAUUACGCUUAAAACGUGCGCCAACGUUAAGCUUGGCCAGGGCACCAGCAACCGUAGGGCGGGGCCUGCUGGAAGUAUCACUUUAAAAAACUAACUUUUAAAAAAAAAGAACAGCAUUUUCAAAACUUGCAGUUGCAAACCCUUUUAAGCAUUCUCGCAUAAAUAUCAAGUUUGCUCAAGAUAAAUACUACACAACGACGCGAAAUGGAUCAGUUGGGGAAUUCAAAUAUGGGUUUCAGGAUGAUUAUUUGCCAUAAUGAGACGAAAAUAGAUUGUAUGUUUCCAUAGGUCAGAUGAUUCGCUGUAAGAUUUUACGAUAGGAUUAACGAUUGGAACACGUUUGGAAGUCAAGUGUCGACAAUAAAAUCGAAUGUGGAAAUUAAUGACCAAGGGUGAAGAGUUUGGUGUUUGUCUAAUCAUCUUUAAGUCGUGGCACAUUGGCUUCGAAAUUAUAUGUGAAACCAUUUUCACCAGGAAUCUACCGUUUGCAAAGGGCAUCAAACACCCCAAAUGGCUAAUGGCUAAUCUUGUGAUGACGUAGGGGGAUAUUUCCUGGUUUGAUGUCAAGGACGACUUCAUGACCACCACCCCACCCCACCCCCCCCCACACACACACACACCACCACACACAUUUUAUAACACGUGCGAAAUAACAAAAACAUUUGAUGUUCUCAAUUUAAAAAUGGAAAUGCACUUAGCAAAAAUUCAAGUAUUCACAGCAUAAAAAAAAAAGUCGUAAAAGACCUUUACAUUUGAAGUUACACAUUUUUGUUAUAGGGAAUUUUCAUUUUCUUCUUUCGUAGUAUAUUUCAAGACUUUUGACAAUUCGUUAAUUUGCGAAAUGACAUUUUUACUAAUUUAUUUUUUAAAAAAAAAUCGUUCGAAUGAUGUCAACCCCACUUCCCUCCACUUUUCAGGAAUCACCCCCCCCCCUUUUUCCUCAAGUCUGCACCGUGUAACUCUUAACUAGGUCAUACAGAACUGCUAAUAGUUUGUUGUGUAAAUCAAUUAGGUCAUACAGAACUGCUAAUAGUUUGUUUUGAAAAAUAACUAGGUCAUAAAGAACUAGUUAUAUUUUGUUUGGUAAAUUAACUAGGUCAUACAGAACUGUUAACAUUUUGUUUUUUUAAUUAAUUAGGUCAUACAGAACUACUAAUAGUUUGUUUGUAAAUUAACUAGGUCAUACAGAACUGCUAAUAGUUUGUUUGUAAAUUAACUAGGUCAUACAGAACUGCUAAUAUUUUGUUUUGUAAAUUAACUAGGUCAUACAGAACUGCUAAUAUUUUGUUUUGUAAAUUAACUAGGUCAUACAGAACUGCUAAUAUUUUUUUUGUAAAUUAACUAGGUCAUACAGAACUGCUAAUAGUUUGUUUGUAAAUUAACUAGGUCAUACAGAACUACUAAUAGUUUGUUUGUAAAUUAACUAGGUCAUACAGAACUACUAAUAGUUUGUUUGUAAAUUAACUAGGCCAUAUAGAAAUGCUAAAAAUGUAUUUGUGUACAACUAGGUCACGAUGCAGUACAGUCAAUUUCACCAGCGAUCAACAUAAAAAAGUUUGCGGUACAACUCUACCUCACUAAAAAUAACUAUUUGUGUGCUCAAAUAGUGUGGUACAACUCUACCUCACCAAAACUAACUCUUUGUUUUCUCAAAUAGUGCGGUACAACUCUACCUCACUAAAAAUAACUAUUUGUGUGCUCAAAUAGUGUUGUACAACUCUACCUCACCAAAACUAACUCUUUGUUUUCUCAAAUAGUGCGGUACAACUCUACCUCACUAAAAAUAACUAUUUGUGUGCUCAAAUAGUGUUGUACAACUCUACCUCACCAAAACUAACUCUUUGUUUUCUCAAAUAGUGCGGUACAACUCAUCCUCACCCAAACUAACUCUUUGUGUUCCCCAACAGUGUGCUACAAGACACGAAGACAGUUUUGUACAAGUUUACCAGGAAUGUUGCAAGAAGGAAAUGGGUCUGAGAGAGUACUGUGAGGAGAUCUAUACCGAGCUGCCCAUUCGAAGUGGACUCUGGCAGCCCAACAAAUAAAGGACGUCAACAUGGGCUUUAAUACAUCUAAAAAACAACACAUCAUUAAGAAAUUUCGUCUGUUGAAUUGUAAGCUGAUGUUAAAGACUAAAUAAACAUAAAUAACAAAUAUCUC